AUGUCUUCGGACAACAAUCUUUUCGAUCCCAAUUGGGCUUAUGGCCAUGGUGACAAUGGGGCUAACGCUCAACAAAUUUCCGUCCCGGAACCUUCUGCAUUCCGUGAGAAUCAACAGCUAGUUCUAGAAAUGGAAGUUUCUAAUAACUAUCGAGACCCAGGCCCAGUAAUGGCUGCUGCUCGUGGUGAUCAAGAUCAAGUGCUUGCAAUGACGGUUUAUCGUGGUGACCGAGACCAUGUUCCAGCAACGACAGUCCACGGCGACUAUCGCGACCCGUUGCUGGUAACGACGGUUCAUGGUAGUCGUCAAGAUCCAGUUUCGGGAAUGACAGUUCCUGGUGGUCCCCAAUCAAUGGAUCACGGCACUAGCUGGGAACAAGCUUACUUUCAAGCUCUCAACCCUGACCAUACAGCCAGGCACCAGGAACGCGCCAUGGUCGUCCAAACCCAUAUUAUGCGGGUUUCUGCGGAGUCUCGCUCUGCUCAGGAUGAAGUUCUUGCAACAGCACACAUUCAAACUCGGGAAAACGUUGCCGCUACAGGAGUAAUUUAUAGCCCACGCUAUGUUCCACCCCCAGCCCAUAACCUUUUCCCGGAAUACCACAGACGUCCGGUGUUUCCAAUCCCGUAUGAUUUUGAAAAUGCUCCCCAAGAGUUCCCCCACGUCAAAAACCCAGAGAAUGGCGAGACGAACGCGGUCAACCUCAUGGACUUUUACAUUCGUCAAUACAAUGAACUCGUUCUCCGUUGGAUUCACCUUUUGGAAGUCCUCCCACAGAAUUAUCUCGUCCACUUGGCCUACGGAUUUGCCAAAAUUGAAGCCGAGUAUCAAAGGAACCGUGAGCGUAUUGCCGAACAAACCAACGAAGAGUUGUCCUUCGCGUGGUAUUUUGGACCCUUCUUGUGCCGCCGUACGUACUCUUAUUAG
This is a messenger RNA of Orbilia oligospora ATCC 24927, 927 nucleotides long. RefSeq lists its product as uncharacterized. Lineage: Eukaryota; Fungi; Ascomycota; Orbiliomycetes; Orbiliales; Orbiliaceae. The transcript is spliced from 3 exons. The record is from RefSeq and is a predicted model, not a curated record. Bases 1 to 927 code for a protein of 308 amino acids.